AGAAGAUACGGAGCACUGUAGGUUGUGUCAUUGCAGAACUGAAGUCGCCUGGAAGUAGAAAAUCAUUCUAGCUACCAAAACGAUUGGGAAUAGCGAAUUUAUUAUGGGCAGGUGGACGUUUUAGAGUACCAUAUUUCCCGUUCAUUAUAACGGGGUUAUGAUAGCUAGAGGGUGGUCUGUCAUCAAACGCACCGAGUGAUGGAAUAACGUUAGCUAGCAAACUCCAUUGCCAUUUAUUUCGCCUUCUACUGCGAUAGAAACCUCAUUCACAGUUGGCUUGGAAAGUUGCAUCAGACUGUCAAUAUACAUUUCGUAAGGAACGCGUAUACAGACUAGAAACUGCAAAACCAAGGUCCCACGUGGAGUUGACUGGCAUGCAGGCCUCUGCCUGUCGCUGAGGAACCAGACGCUGGGGCAGACGUUUGGUAGCCAUGGAGCCUUGUGCUGAGUCCCAGGUCCAGCUGGAACCGAACAGAACUUCGCCGCAUGCAGAGAUCAGAGACCACCCCGCUACAUCAACUGGCCUGAUGCCUGGCGAUGAUGCGCGCGACCUGACCCCGAGCAGGAUGAGUCAGCGGCACGGGAAGGAGGGGCUCCUGGUCCCCAGCAAAGACCUGCUCAACAGCCCCUCCCUCAGCCCUGGGGUCAGCUACAGCCAUGGUUUCGACAGGGGGAAGGAAGACAGCCUGCAGCUCAAAGAGGAGACCUCCAUUUCCAAGAGCAAGUCUGAGACCAAACUUUUCAAUGGGUCGGACAAGGACAUCUCGGCAGCGGGGAAACUGGCCAAGAAGGAAUCGCUCAAGGUCCAGAAGAAGAACUACAGGGAGGAGAAAAAGAGGGCCACGAAGGAGCUGCUCAGCACCAUCACCGACCCCUCCGUCAUCGUCAUGGCCGACUGGCUCAAGAUCCGGGGAACGCUGAAGAGCUGGACCAAGCUGUGGUGCGUGCUGAAGCCAGGCGUGCUGCUCAUCUACAAGACGCACAAGAACGGGCAGUGGGUGGGCACGGUGCUGCUCAACGCCUGUGAGCUCAUCGAGAGGCCCUCCAAGAAGGACGGCUUCUGCUUCAAGCUCUUCCACCCUCUGGAGCAGUCCAUCUGGGCCGUCAAGGGUCCCAAGGGCGAGGCAGUGGGCUCUAUCACACAGCCAUUACCCAGCAGCCACCUCAUCUUCCGCGCUACCUCCGAGUCCGACGGGCGGUGUUGGAUGGAUGCAUUGGAGUUGGCCCUGAAGUGCUCCGGUCUGCUGAAGCGCACCAUGAUCCGGGAGGGGAAGGAGGAGCUUGGCGUGACGGAGCCACACUCCCAAGUCAACUUCUACAGCCUUCUGCGUGCCAACAACCUGCAGGGCCCUGAAGGCUUCCAGUUUGUCGACGGCGACCAUUUUAAGGAGCCGGACCUGUACUCGGACAAGUCGGACCGGGAGAACGAGCCAGAGCACGAGGAGUCGGACAACGACGGUCCGGAUAAGAGCGAGGAGAGCGACAGCGACACGUCGGAGCGCCAGGACGACUCGUACGCCGACAUCGACCCCAACGAGACGCUGCACGAGACGCCCUACCUGGAGCAGUCCCAGGAGGAGCUGGGGGAGGCGGGGGAGGCCUCUCAGACAGAGACAGUCUCAGAGGAGAAUAAGUCUCUGAUCUGGACCCUGCUGAAGCAGGUGAGGCCCGGAAUGGACCUGUCCAAAGUGGUCCUGCCCACCUUCAUCUUGGAGCCCCGCUCCUUCCUUGACAAGCUGUCCGACUACUACUACCACGCCGACUUCCUGUCCGAGGCUGCAGUAGAGGAGAACCCCUACAACCGGAUGAAGAAGGUGGUGAAGUGGUACCUGUCUGGAUUUUACAAAAAGCCAAAGGGUCUAAAGAAGCCAUACAACCCCAUCAUCGGAGAGACCUUCCGCUGCAUGUGGCUGCACAGCAAGACCAGCAGCAAGACCUUCUACAUCUCCGAACAGGUAUCCCAUCAUCCUCCAGUGUCAGCCUUCUACGUGAGCAACAGAAAAGACGGCUUCUGCCUCAGCGGCAGCAUCCUGGCCAAGUCAAAGUUUUAUGGAAACUCGUUGUCGGCCAUACUGGACGGAGAAGCUCGACUAACAUUCCUAAACAGAGGAGAGGACUAUGUCAUGAACAUGCCAUAUGCUCACUGUAAAGGGAUCCUGUACGGCACCAUGACCCUGGAGCUGGCGGGACAGAUCACCAUCGCGUGCGAGAAGACGGGCUACAGCGCCCAGCUGGAGUUCAAACUGAAGCCAUUCUUAGGCAGCGAUGACAGUGUCAAUCAAAUCUUGGGGAAGAUCAAGCUGGGGAAAGAGGUUCUGGCCACACUGGAAGGCCACUGGGACAGCGAGAUCUUCAUCAACGAUAAGAAGACGGGCGUGGUGGAGACGUUCUGGGACCCCACGCCGGAGCUGAGGCAGAGCCGCCUGACCCGGUGCACCGUCCCCCCAGAGGAGCAGGGUGACUUCGAGUCCGAAAAGCUGUGGCAGCACGUUACCCGGGCCAUCAACAACAAGGACCAGACGGAGGCCACCAACGAGAAGUUCAUCCUGGAGGAGGCCCAGAGGAAGUCCGCCCGCGAGCGGAAGGCUAAGUGCGAGGACUGGACCCCGGGGCUGUUCGAGCAGGACCCCAUCAGUGGGGAGUGGCACUACCGAUACGCAGACACACGCCCGUGGGACCCGCUGAACGAUAUGGUUCAGUUCGAGAAGGACGGCUGCAUCCAGACCCAGGUCCGCCACCGCACCCCGAUGGUACGUUCUGGCAGUGUAAUUAGUCUCAGUAACCAGGGUCCCCGGAGGGACAAUUGCAAACGGCAGGUCACCGUGCCCAAGAGGAAGCACAAGCAGAGCGACAAACCCCAGAGCCCAGAGAGCGGCUGCUCCUCCCCCGAACUGGACCGCCACGACUCCUCCGGCAGCGAGAGACAUAAAACCAAGCACAGCAGCCGCGUGAGGAAAAAGGGCACGGACCUCAGCGAGCUUCAGAGUGCCAUCGAGUCCAUCAAGCAAACGCAGGAGGAGAUCAACAGGAGCAUCGCAGUGCUGCGUAGCCGGGCGGCCAUUUCUCAGCCGCUAUCGGAGGGAGGGGCCCUGCAGCAGCGGGACUACAUCGUCAUCGCCCUCCUCGUCUUCGUCCAGAUCCUCAUCAACUUCCUCUUCAAGUAGGGCCCCGCAGGGCCGGGGGGAGGGGUGCGUUAACGUGGCCCUGGGACCUCAACUCCUCCUCUACCCUCCCACGGAUUCACAGAGACUCAAAAACUCAAAAACUCUGCAGGAUUGCAGACAUUCCCUCCCUCGAGACUUAAACGUCCUGGUCGAUUAACAUUUCAUUUUGACGCUGUAACGGCGUCCGAAACAUGCAUUUCGGUAGCUAACUGCCAGUACUUGGAGGCUUGGCGUCGUGACACGGACAGGUGAACCCUCAAACUGCAGGUGUGCGGGACCGGAUGGAAACACCGGUCACCGUAGAACAGAUUCUCUGAGUGUUCUCGUCUGGGCACACUGGUUGGACCCCUGCACAAACAGGACAUCUCUCUCUCUCUCUCUCUCUCUCUCUUUUAAUGAAAACCUGCUUCCGUUUGUCUUCUUCUUUUCACUGCUGGAGGACUGUGCUCACGUGGCCCUUCGUGGAGUAAACCUACAGUCAGAAGGAAGGGCAGUGGGAACGGUGGAAAAUGGACUCACUCCAGUGCAUUUUGUGUUUUCUAUGAUUUGAUACGACUUGAUUUAUUUUAUGAAGGUAAAUGUGAAGAAAGUGUAAAUACAAUGGGGAAACUGCUUUUACUUUGUAACGGAAAGUAUGAAUAUAAUUUGGAUAAAAAUAAUGAUUCGGAAAACAAUGCCUAAUUUCAGCAUAGUUGUAGUAUGAAAAGAGCAGGUCAUUGAUUGUUACUGUUUGGUCAAUAUAUACAAUAUAUAGACUACUGGUAAUAUAUCUUUUAAAUGUUUACUGUCAAUAGUGACACUUGCUAAGUCAGUAGAAGAAUCUUUGAUUUUUAAUGGUAGUGGCUACUUACAGUUGUUCAAUGCUCUGAAAUUAUUUUAAAAAACAAUUGUCAAAUAUGAUUUGUAGAUGGGUACAAUAGCACACCAACUGUAAAUAGCCUUCGGAGUGGUACUGUACCAGGAGUUAUAAUUUUAAUAAUUGUACAGAAUUCUCUGUAACGGUCACCCUCUUACUUUCCCUAAGUGGCUGUGGACCUCAAUGUGUCUCAUUUGUCUCGAACCUCUUAGCUCAUUACGGAAAGCCAGACCUUAGAAUGUGGUCACAAAAAAGUGUAUAACAGUGCCUUGUGGGGUGUGGAAUUGGACGGACGGGUCGGACGGACGAAGGGGGACACGGCGGAGGUCGCUUUCCUUAACCGCACUUUCGUGGAGCGGAUGUGCCAUACCCAGCCUUGGAGCCUCCCGCUACGUCGCUCUGGCUUCCGGUCCUCUCCGUGCUCCCAGCCGAUUCAGCAGGCGUCCUGAUCCAUGGAUCGCCCUGUGUGACAAAACCCGACUAGCGGGGAAGGGUCAUCCGGAUUAUGUAAAGAUCGGCGAAUUUGCGCCGAGUCUGUGUGGUGCCCUUCCCGAAAAAAUACUUGGUCCUCUGUCUCCCUCUCGAGCUGAGUUACUGCCGCCACGGCCUCUUUUUAUUUUAUAUUCUAGUCUGUCGUCGUCCUUUGUCCAAGAAAGCAGAAAUGCGGGGAAAACCCCCGUUGUCCGUUUGUCACUGUCGUUUUAUGUUGAUUUGCAUUUUAUACGUUGCACAUUAUGCUCCUAGAAUCCACUCCUUGUUUUUAAAAACCCGUUUAUAUAUCAUUUGAAAUUAUGUUUUGUUGACUGCAAUAGUAAAGAGGGACCAUCCAUUUCACCUAAAUGUUGGACCCUCGUCUUUCCGCACGAUCUGUGUUUGUACGAUAAAAAAACUUCUAAGUUCACUGUUGCUUUUAACAUAUCACCAAAUAAACGCUGGCGUCUGUGUUAUCAUCACAACGUAUCCCGUUUGUGUCAUUUGAAUGGCUCGUCCACGUCACUCAUCCAUUCUAACAUUACUUUUGCCACGUAUGUUUCAUGUAGCCAAAUAAUAUGUCAAUGUGGUGGAGUGUAUUUGUCAAGCACACUUAGACAAUGAGUCUGUAGAUUAAUUUUCAAUAAAUUCUAGUGAAAUAUA
Messenger RNA from Conger conger (European conger), 5154 nucleotides. It is a transcript of the gene osbpl8, whose product is annotated as oxysterol binding protein-like 8. NCBI's taxonomy places the organism in Eukaryota, Metazoa, Chordata, Actinopteri, Anguilliformes, Congridae. The coding region runs from base 432 to 3164 and encodes 910 amino acids. The record is from RefSeq and is a predicted model, not a curated record. Gene Ontology annotation, molecular function: cholesterol binding. Gene Ontology annotation, cellular component: intracellular membrane-bounded organelle; cytosol; membrane. The transcript has 24 exons.